Messenger RNA from Salarias fasciatus (jewelled blenny), 6076 nucleotides. It is a transcript of the gene lamb1b, whose product is annotated as laminin, beta 1b. Gene Ontology annotation, cellular component: laminin trimer. The transcript has 33 exons. The record is from RefSeq and is a predicted model, not a curated record. Gene Ontology annotation, biological process: axon guidance; tissue development; substrate adhesion-dependent cell spreading. NCBI's taxonomy places the organism in Eukaryota, Metazoa, Chordata, Actinopteri, Blenniiformes, Blenniidae. Bases 130 to 5472 code for a protein of 1780 amino acids.
CGGGGUGGAGUUGGUGGGAUGCGGACUUUCCACCAAACAACUCCGUCCUGAGUUUGUCUUCAAAUCUUCCCUCAGUUUGCUUCAGGCACGUGAAGAUCGAGCAGGAGCUGUCAGGGCUCCUCUGGGGAGAUGAGAAUCCUGAUCCUGUGCGCGGCCGCUCUGGCCGUGUGGCGUCCCGUGAGCUCGCAGCAGCAGCAGCCGGAGUUUCCAGAUGUUUGCACGGAGGGCAGCUGCUACCCGGCCACGGGCGACCUCCUGAUCGGCCGGGCUCACAAGCUGUCGGCGUCGUCCACCUGCGGCCUGACGCGUCCGCAGCGCUUCUGCAUCGUGGGACAUCUGGAGGAGGAGAAGAAGUGCUUCAUGUGCUCGUCCCAGACCAUGUACGACGAGGAGAGCAGCCCCUUCAGCCACACCAUCGAGAACGUGGUCACCACCUUCGCCCCCAACCGCCUCAAGACCUGGUGGCAGUCGGAGAACGGUGUGGAGAAUGUGACCAUCCAGCUGGACCUGGAGGCCGAGUUUCAUUUCACACAUCUCAUCAUGACCUUCAAGACGUUCCGCCCGGCGGCCAUGAUGAUCGAGCGCUCCAUGGACUUCGGGAAGACGUGGCAGGUUUACCGCUACUUUGCGUACAACUGCAACGCGUCGUUCCCCGGCGUGUCGGCCCGGCCCAUGGCCAAAGUGGACGACAUCAUCUGCGACUCGCACUACUCGGACAUCGAGCCGUCCACCGAGGGGGAGGUCAUCCUUCGGGUGUUGGAUCCGGCCUUUGAGAUCGAGGAUCCCUACAGCCUGCGGAUUCAGAACAUGCUGAAAAUCACGAACCUCCGAGUGAAGUUCCUGAAGCUUCACACUCUGGGCGACAACCUGCUGGACUCCCGCGACGAGGUGACGGAGAAGUACUACUACGCCCUCUUCGACAUGGUCGUCCGCGGCAACUGCUUCUGCUACGGACACGCCUCCGAGUGCGCCCCCAUCGACGGAGCGCCGCAGGGCGCCGAGGGCAUGGUCCACGGCCGCUGUGUGUGCAACCACAACACCGAGGGGCUGAACUGCGAGCGCUGUCAGGACUUCUACCAGGAUCUGCCCUGGAGACCUGCAGAGGGACGCAACGCCCACGCCUGCAAGAAGUGCGAGUGCAACCAGCACUCCUCGUCGUGCCACUUCGACCUGGCCGUGUACAUGACGACGGGCAACGUGAGCGGCGGCGUGUGCGACGACUGCCAGCACAACACGGUGGGCCAGCACUGCGAGCAGUGCGCGCCCUUCUUCUACCAGCACCCCAACAGAGACCUGCGGGACCCCAACGUGUGUGAACCCUGCAGCUGCGACCCGGCCGGCUCCCUGCAGGGCGGACUGUGCGACUCCCGGACCGACGUGGCGGCCGGGCUGAUCUCGGGUCAGUGCCGCUGCAAAGCCAACGUGGAGGGGGAGCGCUGCGACCACUGCAGACAGGGACACUUCGGACUGGGAGAAGGACCGGCGGGCUGCCUGCCUUGUACCUGCAACCCGCUGGGAACGCUGCCCGGAGGAAGGACCUGCGACUCCAACACAGGAAGCUGCUUCUGCAAGCGGCUGGUCCACGGACACAACUGUGACCAGUGUCUGCCGCAGCACUGGGGUCUGUCCAAUGACAUGGACGGCUGCAGGUCAUGUGACUGUGAUCAGGGCGGAGCCAUCCACAACAACUGCGACCCUCAGUCAGGACAGUGUAAGUGCAGAGAUCACAUGUUCGGACGCCGCUGCGACCGGGUGGAGCCCGGCUUCUACUUCAUCGCUCUGGAUCACUACACCUACGAGGCCGAGGAUGCCAAGCUGGCUCCUGGUGUGACGGUCGUACAGAGGCCUUACCCCAUGGGACGCAGCCCCACGUGGACAGGGACGGGCUUCGUUAACGUUCCGGAAGGCGCCUACCUGGAGUUCAACGUCAACAACGUCCCGGAGUCCAUGGACUACGACAUCCUGAUCCGCUACGAGCCACAGCUCCCUGAGCAGUGGGAACAGGUGAACAUCCGAGUACAGCGUCCCGUCUUCAACCCUCCGAACUACAGCAGCCACUGCAGCAACUCCAUCCAGAGUGGAGACGAGCAGUCCAUCUCCCUCCCACCUGGAUCCAGGCAUGUGCUGCUCGUCAGGCCGGUGUGUUUUGAGAAAGGGCUGAACUACACGAUCCGACUCACUCUGCCGUUGUACUCAUCGGCCAGCGACGUGCAAAGCCCGUACACACUCAUCGACUCUUUGGUGCUGAUGCCCCGGGUCAGGGAGCUGGACAUGUUUCAUGGGACGGACGGCGAGGGAGCCUGGGACACGUUCCAGCGCUACAGAUGUCUGGAGACCAGUCAGAGCGUGGUGAAAAGCCCCAUGACGGACAUCUGUAACGACUAUAUCUUCAGUGUUUCUGCGCUGCUGCACAAAGGAGCCAUGGCCUGUCAGUGUGACCCUCAGGGCUCGCUCAGCGCCGUGUGCGAGCCCAGCGGCGGUCAGUGCAAAUGUCGGCCCAACGUUGGAGGCAGGAACUGUGACCACUGCGCUCCGGCUACCUUCCUGUUCAGCCCCGCCGGCUGCAGACCCUGCAACUGUGACCCUCAAGGCUCGGUCACCCUCUUCUGCCACGAGGCCACCGGUCAGUGCGACUGCGUCCCGGGCGCGACGGGCCACCAGUGCUCCCACUGCCUGCCGGGCUUCUGGGGCUUUCCUCACUGCAGACCCUGCCAUUGCAACGGCCACAGCGAGUACUGCCACCCGCAGACGGGGGAGUGUCAGGGCUGCAGGGACUUCACCACCGGACACCACUGUGAGAGGUGUCUGGACGGGUAUCACGGAGAGCUCGAGCUGGGCUCCGGUGGACACUGUCGCCCGUGCAUGUGUCCCGACGGGCCGCGCAGCGGCCGUCAGUUUGCAGACAGCUGUUACAUCGUGGAAAACACCAACCAGCUGACGUGUGUGUGCAGCCAAGGCUACAAAGGUGCCAGGUGUGACCAGUGUGCGCCCGGGUACUUCGGGAACCCCCUGGUGCCCGGCGGCCGCUGCACUGCCUGCCAGUGCAACAACAACAUCGACAUGCAUGACCCGGGGUCCUGUGACGCUCGCACGGGCGCCUGCCUCAAGUGCCUGUACCACACACAGGGCUACGGCUGCCAGCACUGCAAGCUGGGUUACUAUGGCAACGCUGCCACACAGAGCUGCAGGAAGUGCAUGUGUUACCCUGUGGGCACCGUGCACGAGGCCUGUUCGAACCCUGACGAAUGCCAGUGCGACCAGCGCAGCGGUCAGUGUCCCUGCCAGCCCAACGUGGUUGGUCAGAACUGCGACCGCUGCGCCGCCGACACGUGGAACAUCGCCAGCGGGACGGGCUGCCAGCGCUGCGACUGCGACCCGGUUCACUCCGUGAGAUCGUCCUGCAACGAGAUCUCAGGACAGUGCGUUUGCAAACCUGGCUUUGGAGGCAGGACGUGUCGGGAGUGCAGUGAGCUCUUCUGGGGGGAUCCAGAGGUCAAAUGUCACGCUUGUGACUGCGACCCUCGGGGGAUCUCCAGCCAGCAGUGUCACCGUGCCACAGGUCAGUGCGCCUGUCUGGACGGAUUUUCAGGCCCCAAGUGUGACCAGUGUGCCCGGGGCUACUACGGAAAGUUCCCCCACUGCCAGCGCUGCCACGAGUGCUUCGCCGUGUGGGACGUCGUGGUCGGCGAGCUCACCAACCAGACCCACCGCCUGCAGGCCCACGUCUCUGAGCUGCAGACCAACGGGGUGACGGCGCCGUACCGGGAGCUGGUCGGCAGCCUGGAGAAAAAUGCCAGAGCUGUUCAGGAGAUCAUGGAGAACAACACUGCAGCAGUGAGGCUGGAGAAGAUCCAGGAGCUGAUGCAGCAGAUCACCGGCGUCAUGUCCUAUCUCAACGGGAAGCUGAACACGACCGAGCAGACGUUGGAUCAAAUUGGCGGCGACGCCAACGCGACGGAGACCAACCUGGACUCGCUGAGGGACGAGGCCGAGCGGCUGGAGCGGGACGUUCAGGAGAUGAUCCAGCAGGUCCGCGACAUCAAGAACGCCAACAUCCAUGGUGCGAUGGGAACCAUCUCUGAGGCACACUCGCAGUCCAUGGCCGCAGAGCGGCGCUGCCAAGCCGCCACCAGCGAUCCCGGAAACACGCUGGAGCGCUCGGCCGCAGUACGGAAAGCCGCCGAGGACAAAAUGAGCAGUUCUCAGAAGGAGUUCGACCGGAAGAACCAGAGACACACGCAGAAGCUGGACAAGCUGUCCAAAGAGAUGGCCAAGCUGGAUCUGACUCCUCUCAGCGUCAAGCUGUGUGGUGGAGAAGCUGAAGGCAACUCCUGCCCCGACUGUGGCGGGUUGGGCUGCCUUGACAGCGACGGAGCUCCUCUCUGCGGAGGAGAAGACUGCGGGAGAAUCGUCACGACCUCCAAAACGGCGCUGAAGUCAGCCGGCGACCUGGAGCGCGAGAUCCUGGCAGCCAUGCAGGAAGUGGACAAACUCUCCAGGAUGGUGUGGGAGGCCAACAACCGCGCCAACGAGGCCAAGGCCAACGCUCAGGAAGUCCUGGUCAAGUCCAACCGCAGCCGGGAGCGAGUGGAGCAAAGCAACGAGCAACUGCGCAACCUCAUCAAGGAGAUCCGAGACCUGCUCACCAACGAGAAGGCAGACGCGUCGGUGAUCGAGGCGGUGGCCAACGAGGUCCUGGCCCUGGAGAUGCCGACCUCCACCGAGAAGCUGCAGGAGCUGACCAGGGAGAUCAAGGAGAAGGUGGGCGCUCUGACCAGCGUGGAGUCCAUCCUCAGCCAGAGCGCCGAGGACAUCAAGAAGGCCGAGGAGCUGCUGAAGCAGGCCAAGGCCGCCAGCGAGGAGGCGUCCAACGUGAAGAAGACGGCCGACGUGGUGAAGGCGGCUCUGGAGGAGGCCGAGCGAGCUCAGAGCGUCGCCAUGGACGCCAUCCAGCUGGCUCAGAACAACACCAAGGGCACCCUGGACCUGCUGCUCUCUGUGGAGUCGGAGACGGCCUUGUCGGAGCUGAAGCUGGGGAACACCACGGGCCGCCUGGUGCAGCUGGAGCGGGAGGUGGGCCUGCUGAGACAGAACAACCUGGAGGUGAACCGGCUGGUGGACACGGCCGAGCUGAUGACGGACCGGGCUAAGGUGGACGCUGAGGAGGCGCAGCAGGAGUUCGACGACUUGGUGAAGGAUCGCUUCGAGGCAAUGGAGGAACAGGUGGAGGACCGAGGCGAGGGGGUGCUGCAGGCGAGGCAGCGGGCGGACCAGCUGCAGCAGGAAGCCCGAGAGCUGCUGGCUCAGAGCAGCAGCAAACUGCAGCGACUCGGAGAGUUGGAGAGCUCCUACGAGGCCAACCAGGCCAUCCUGGAGGCCAAAGCGGCCGAGCUGGCCGAGCUGGAGCAGGUGGUGCGCCGCGUGCUGGACGAGAUCAGCUACAAAGUCACGCUGUACAGCACUUGUGUGUGACGGCAGACUGGAGCUUGGAGCACGAGAUCUCCACGUUCAACGCCAUUCCUGUCACCGGAAUCAGAUCCCAGACACCACCGGGGUGUUGAACUCCGGAGGCGAAACCCUCGAAGCCAACGUGACCUCCAAACCAAGAACAACUAUUUAGCUCCAGAUCACCAUGAUCUGCAUUUCACGCUAAACCAGACACAAAAAUAUACAGAAAUCUUUUUCUUUGCUGUCACAAUACUUCAUGGUGAUAAUUGGGAUCCCUUUUUUCAGUUUCUGGAAAACAAACUUUUCAAUGAUUUUACAUUUAUUUCCAAAAAUCUUUGUGAAAAUAAAAGAAAAUAAAUCCACCUUUUACUUCUCUUUGUGUUGAGUGUAUCUGACCUAACGUCAAUUAUUACAGUUUUAACUAAUAAGCCCAAAGAUUUAAUCUUUUAAUGGUGCUACCACUAACAAGUAUAGAUUAUUGUUUCAAUGUUGGAUUAUCUUGUCUUGUUGUUUACUGUAAACAUUUGGUUUUAAGGAUUAAUUUCUGUUCCUGUUUGGAUAAACAGACUAUCAUGUCAAAUCAGUUAAUUAUGUUCAAACAAAAAUAAAAAAACUGUGUCCCACAUUA